AUGGCCUUCGCCCGCGGCCCGCGCGCCCCGCCGCUGCUCGGCUGCCUCCCGCGGCCGCGUCGCGGGCACUGCGCUCGGGCCAUGGCGCCGCCGCCCCGCUUCGCGCUGGAGCUGCCCGACUGCCAGCUGGCCCACUUCGCCCUGGGCGACGCCCCCGACGCCCGCGACGCCCCCGGGCGCGCCGCCGCGCUCCUGGGCGCCCCCGGCCGCAGCUUCUCGCUGUGCGUCCCGCGGCGCUCGGCGGGGUGCGCGGCGCGGGUGCGGGCGGCGCGGCUGCACCAGCGCCUGCUGCGCCAGCUGCGCCAGGGGCCCCUCGGGCAGUGCCAGCUGCGCCAGCUGCUGGGCUACUGGCCGGACGCCGGGCCCGCGGGCCUGCAGCGCGGGGUCCUGCUCCACGACCCCCGGGACCGCCCCGACACCCGCAGCGCCCUGCUCGCCCUGCUGGACGCCUGCCCGGACGCCCAGCGUCCCCGCCUGGGCGAGUUCGUGGGCGACCCGAGCUGCCAGGUGUGGCUGCACCUGUGGGAGCGGCGGGACCAACAGGGGUGGCAGCUGGCAGGCCGCCAGCGCGUCGUGACGGUUCCCGAGCCCGCGCUGCACCCGGUGGUGCCCGAUCUGCCAGGCUCCGGGGUCUUCCCCCACCGCGAGGCCGCCCGCGCCGUUUUGGAGGCGUGCACACCCUUCAUCCCCGAGGCCCGCGCGGUGCUUGACCUGGUGGACCAGUGCCCGGAGCAGGUGCAGAAGGGGAAGUUCCCAGUCAUCGUCAUUGAAGGCCUGGACGCCACAGGUAAAACCACCGUGACCCAGGCGGUGGCCGAGUCGCUCCAGGCUGUCCUCUUGAGGUCUCCACCCGCUUGCAUCGGCCACUGGAGACAAAUCUUUGACGAGGAACCAACAAUCAUUAGAAGAGCUUUUUACUCCUUGGGCAAUUACAUCGUGGCUACCGAGAUAGCCAGGGCGUCCGCAGCGUCGCCUGUGAUUGUGGACAGGUACUGGCACAGCACGGCCACUUACGCCAUCGCCACGGAGGUGACUGGGGGUGUCCAGCACCUGCCCCCCGCCCAUCACCCCAUAUACCAGUGGCCGCGGGACCUGCUAGAGCCCGACCUGGUGCUGCUGCUCACGGUCAGCCCCGAGGAGAGGGUGCGGCGGCUCGCGGGCCGGGGCCUGGAGAGGACCAGGGAGGAGGCCGAGCUGGAGAGCAACAGUGUGUUCCGCCAGAAGGUGGAGACGACCUACCAGCGCAUGGAGAACCCAGCCUGCCACCUGGUGGACGCCAGCCCCGCCCGCGAGGAGGUGCUCCAGGCAGUGCUCGGCCUCAUCCGCGGCCACUGUGACCUGCAGCUGCUCCAGGGCCAGUAGCUUGUUCCUGAGGGACCCAUGCAGCAGACACGUGUCACCGUGCAGCAUACUUGUCACCUCAUCCUCUGCGAGCCCAAGACAUCUGUGUCUAGAAAGCCUGACAUGUGCAGAAGCCACCAAAAGUGCUUCCAAGUCAACUGGAGAUGCCGUAGUCCCUCCCCGCCCUUGCCUGGCACCCCACAGACCUGGAUACCUAGAGGGGGCUUCGUCCUCGCCUGGCUGCACCCCACCAUCAUGACCGCACCCCACAUCCUAUCCCAGGACACUCCCACACUGGGGCCGCUUCCCCAAGAGGCAUCUGGCCUGGGCCUGAGGCCUGCGGUCCCCAGGGUGGUCCUCUGCGGUCAGCUAGAGGGACAGCCGGCCCGAGGUGUUCCAGACACGGAUGUCCCCACCUCCCCUGGACUGAGUCCUGACCAGUCAGGCUCCCCUCUUUCCCUCUGCACGCCUGGCUGGGGCUGGAGGGAGCAGCUGGCAUGGAGCUCGAUGGGUCCCUCUGCCCGGGCAGCCAUGUGUUCACACUGAUGUCCGGGGCACCGUCCCUCGGCGCAGAGCCCUGCGUCAGCAACGGGAGGGGAGCCGGGACACUGAACACGAGGCUGGCUGUGUGUUUCCAUGCCUCGGAUUUCAUUCCUCUUGCUGGAUAAGCUCAGUGGAUCCUGGAAUAGAUUUCUUAGUAAAUAAUCUUGCACUUGAAUGUCCAACGAUCAUAAACGAUACCUACUUUGAGAUCUGUCUGACUGGAGGAAAUAGAAACUUAAUAGCUCUGUGGCCUUGGGUGAGUCACUGAACUCAGCAGUCCCUGCCAUCUGCCCCAGCCGGUGAGCUAAUCCUUUGUCUUAAGGUGUUGGCCGCACCAAGUGAUCACCUAGAAUCCUUUCCGGUUCAAGACCUAUAUGCAAAUGAUUGUUUUCUUGUCUGCCAUUUCUUACAACAGCAGGCCCCUCCCAGUAAUUAGAUUUAAGGUCUUCUCGGGUUUGUUUCACGGGAUCGUAAGUUAGGAUGUGUGGGUUCCUAUGAGCUGGCUACUAGUUGGCCACUCAGGGCAGCGGUGGCCUAUUUGCCACCUGCAGAGCCCAGCAGAGCAUCCUUGACCACCUCUGGAGUUAGCCCGAACCACCAGGCAGGCUGGGGAUGCCCAGGCCGCUGCCGACCUGCUUACGUGACUCCAUGGUGGCCUCGGGAUACCUCUGCAGUGAUAACAUCACACUCUGCUGACGCAAGUGGCUCUUGACAUGUGGUCACGAUGUCCCCUUCCCUGCCCCUUAUAAAACUUUGUCCCCCAUUCCUGCCCUACCCUCCAGACCUUAUUCCUCAUACCUCUGCUGCACGAUCAGCUUGCCCCAGCCCGUGUGCUUCCAAUAAACGGCACAAGGACGUCUGCUCCAGCAGCAGAGUCUGGCCUUGAAGCCUGCUCCAUGCCUGCUGCGUCCCUCAUU
Talpa occidentalis (Iberian mole) is the source of this 2801-nucleotide messenger RNA. RefSeq names its product cytidine/uridine monophosphate kinase 2 (gene CMPK2). Gene Ontology annotation, biological process: dTTP biosynthetic process; dTDP biosynthetic process; dUDP biosynthetic process. NCBI's taxonomy places the organism in Eukaryota, Metazoa, Chordata, Mammalia, Eulipotyphla, Talpidae. The record is from RefSeq and is a predicted model, not a curated record. Gene Ontology annotation, molecular function: dTMP kinase activity. Gene Ontology annotation, cellular component: mitochondrion; cytoplasm.